Molecule: messenger RNA, 4735 nt
Organism: Doryrhamphus excisus (bluestripe pipefish)
Lineage: Eukaryota; Metazoa; Chordata; Actinopteri; Syngnathiformes; Syngnathidae
Gene: kbtbd11
Product: kelch repeat and BTB (POZ) domain containing 11
Molecular function (GO): protein binding
Source: RefSeq, a predicted model, not a curated record
AACUGUAAAAAACUACCUAGAUGUCCCCUGAUUACUCAUGCUGCCAAUAUUGGACGCAUCCAGCUCGUGAGGACACUCUCCACCUUUUUUCCAUUCCACGACCAAGCGAGGAGGCUGGUGACGGAGGCGCGGCACCCGAGGGACUCGUGUUCGAUCACCGCCGCUUCAGCCGCGCCUCGGCUGCGGGCUACAGCUCCUUGGAGAGCCGAUGAAAAGAUCCAAGCCGUGAUGAGAGAUGGACGGGUGGGCUGAAUGACGACAUGUGGAUAGAAUAAAGUCAUCUGGCUGCUUGGUCGGGAUCGCUGCUUUACGUAACGGAGCUUUGUGGAAGGAUUGGCAGGGAAGCUGCUGCUAUAAUCACAGCCUGAAAACGCAGGUGACAUAAGCAAAAGAAGAGGUUUGCGAGUCAAAUCAAUCAGCAUGAUCAGUAGCGACGCGGUCCUCCACCUAGAGUGAAUAAAUCAGGAUGAGCGAGGGCUACAGGCCAGGUGGAGGGUUCUCAACAGUCAAGGCCGAUGUCGUCCUCCAUGCUGUCAACCUCGACAAGGACAGCGAUUUACGUCCAGGUUAUGUCCAAGGGUUCUUGGGGGACGACCCAGACUUCAACCCCCCUACAGUAUUUGAGAAGGAAUACCUGCUGGAUGGAAGCCUGAUGGAAAAUAACCAUAAAGAUUGUCAGAAACGUAACGGCACAUACAUGGCAAGCGCUCAUCAGUUUAAUCUCUCCAUAGACAAGAAGAAUGACAAUGAACCAAACUUGGCAGACAAUCCAAUCCACAAUGGUGCGAGAUCCAAAGUGUCUUGUCUUGAUUCUAAACAAGAAACAGAUCAAUCAGACUUGAAAUCCAAGCCGGAGUGCAGCCAGGAUGUGAUUAAUUUAAUAUCCGGUAAAAAAGAGCCGGAUUUAAUUAUCGAGGUUGGUGGGCAGACCAUCAAUGCUCAUAAGUCGGUCCUGGCAGAGAAAAGCGACUACUUCAAAGCUCGACUGUCGCGAAACAUCCUCAAAGUGAAAGGCAUGAGCUACAAGACUUUAUCGACGCUAAUCGACUAUGUUUACACUUCCCAUAUGAAUGUUUCUAAGGACAACGUUGUAGAUGUCAUCACAGGGGCCAAAAUCCUCCAGAUUCCGUGUGCCGUUCAGGCAGCCAUGGACCGCGUGACGGAACAAAUCACUGCGGAGAACUGCUACGAGAUUCUGAACAUUGCCAAAAAGCAGCGACUCAGUGAACUGAAGGAGACCGCCUACGGCUUCAUGAGCGAUAACUUUCUCCAGAUCCUCAAGGACCCCUCUGUGUAUGGGCGUCUGACCGGAUCGGAACGUGAUCUGGUCCUGAAAAAAAGAAUGGAUGGUAGGAAGACUCUGAUGGUUGCCGAGAUAAACGAUGUGUUUGAUCGUGUUGGGAGCCGACCGCCCAGCCGCUGUGGAAGCCGUCCUCAGAGCCCCUUGUCCGUGGGGUCUUUUGAGGAGAGUCACAUGAUCUACUCCUUCAGCGAGGCAGCCAAUGACUGGAGAGCUUUGACAGCCAUGCCGGAGGACAUCAACACUAAAGGAUGUGGAAUCUGCACCAUGUAUAACUACCUGUUUGUGGCGGGGGGGAUCAAGGGUCAUGGGGACAAGGGGAAGGUGUCCGAUAAGGUUUUCUGUUAUAACCCCAAAACCAACCGCUGGACUGAGAUCCGACCAAUGACCCAAGCUCGCGCUCAGCUAAAACUGGUGUCCAUGGAUGGCUACCUGUACGCCAUUGGAGGGGAAUGUUUGUUUACCGUGGAAAAAUACGACCCUCGUAUGGAUCGAUGGACUACGGUGGCCCCUUUGCCAAAAGGCGCCUUCGCCGUGGCUCACGAGGCCACCACCUGCAGCGGAGAGCUUUACGUCUCCGGGGGCUCGCUCUUCUACCGCCUACUCAAAUACGACCCUAAGAGGGACGAGUGGCAGGAGUGCCCGUUCAACAACAGCAGGAAGAAGUCGACAGACAUGGUAGCGCUGAAAAGCUUCAUCUACCGCUUCGACGUCACCCGCGAGCAAGGCAUCAACGUGUUCAAGUACAACACCAUAGUGAAAAUGUGGCAUGAUUGUGCAUCGCAAAGGCUGGGCAGCUCAUUACCGUUUAGGUGUGCAGUUGUGGGCAAUUGUAUCUACUGUGUGAACAAAAGCCAGACUCUUCAGUUUGUGGUGGAGGAAGAGAAUGCCUACUUUGUGGAGGAGCCGCUGAAGGCGCCUCUCGAAGCCAAGGGCCUUCUUUUUCCUUUUGUGCUCACUUUGCCUGAAAAGCCUGAGAAAGUGACGCCGGAGUAACAAUACUAGAACUCCGACUAUAGUGGAACCUCCAAAGUCAAACAUAAACUGUUGUGUGAUGUUAUGCUAGGAGUCCACUAGGCCGGCGCCAGUUGGUGCCGGUUCACGCCAAAGAUUAUGUGAUUGCCGCGUGGUGGCUCUCUGUGGCGCCGUAUUAAUGUUCGCAACUUGGCUCGCGCCAUUACAUUCCAGUGGAUUCCAAUUGGUGGACUGUUUGUGACAUUUGGUUCCACUUGGUGGACACAAGAUUUUAAACAUUUUGAAAUUUUCUUGCCGCUAAACAACAUUUUUUACCGGUGCCACCACGAGCCAGUUAGGAGGCAGUUUGAGCCACUUCACACCACUCGGCACCUUAUUGGUGACGAACUGACACCAACUGGCGCCAACCCAGUGGACUCUUACCAUUAGUUGACUUCCAAGGUUUUGUUAUUCCACAAGCUAAUAAGUGAAUUACCGUAAUGACUUGAACAAUUUGUCCCCAAGUGAGUCAGAGCAUUUCUUCUUGUCACUCACACAAACUUUUGAUCUGGAGAAAAGUGGCUGAAAUGGUCUCUCCAAAAAACAUUUUCAAAAAAAGAAAGGCCGUUUUGUAUUCAUGGUCGUCUUAUAUUCGUGUCAAACUGUUGCACAUAAACGCACAUAAAAACUACAUAGACAAUGUAUUAAGUUUGAACAUUCUCAAUUGUUGUAUACAUAAAUAGAUAAUAACCACAAUAUAAUAGAACUUAAACGUCACACUUUGAAGACUCUCAGUUGGGGAAAAUGUUUGCUGAGCAAUACUGCCACCCCGUGGCGUUUGAUGGGUAUUGCUGUAGUGUACUGGAAGAUUUAGGCUCUGCUUGGCAUGUGUAACUGAUAUUUAAUUGAUAUUUAAUUAAUGUAGAGGCUGGAGCCAUGUCCAUCCAUCCAUUUUCUAUGCCGCUUAUCCUCACUAAUGGUUGCGAGGCAAGAGCCAUGUGUUGCAAUAAAUUCCAGUGCCAGUCCUGUGGUGCCAUCACUGGCGCUCCUCUGAGAUGUGAAGAGGCUAAACACACAUUUAGUUUGAUGAGAUACUGUAUGUUGACAUUUUCCAAUACAUAAUUUGAAUGUUUUUGAACGACUUUUAAAGCGUGUUUUUGCAUAAUAUUUUGACUUUGGAGGUUCCAUUGUACUCCAUUCACUCUUCCCAAUGUGUCAACCGUCUGUGUGCGUGUCCAUUGCCUGUUUGCAACAGAAUGUGUGUAUUUGCAUGACAAUUUGACGUUUUUGCUGAAGCAAGCCUUAAAAAAAGGAACUUUCGAGUGUUGAAUCAAUACUAUAAUAUUAGUAUCAGAUUAUAUGACAUGAUGGAAGUGACAGUAGAUGAGUAAGUACUUCAUGCCUGUGUAGUUUUGGUGCAUCUCUGAUAUUAUUUACACCAUAUAGACUAGUUUGACUGUGGUGACAGUUUGUUACAAAAUGCGUCCAUGAAUGAUGCGGUGUGGCUUCUAUGCAAAUGAAACAGCUAUGUAGGGCUUCACGAUUGAUGACUGGAAUGUCAAUGACCCGGAUACACGACAGUACUAGUGGACACUCUAAAGCACAUUUCAUUCAAAAUGAUUGUUGCAAUUCUGCAGACCUUUUUAAAUGUUCAUUCAAAAUCAGUAUUUCAAUUUUGGAGACAAAAUGAAUGAAGAUCCGAGAUGAUAGGGUUCUAUUGUCGGAGCUGAUUUUUAUAGCCAUUUUUUUUUUUAGAAUGAAUAUUUUGCAUACUUCAUAUUUGUGUACGUUCCAGCACUUAGCACAUUUGCCAAAGAUAAUUAAUAAUCUGUGAAAUCAGGUUAACAUAAAUCAACAAGUGUAAUAUUUGCCCAUUUUGGGUGUACAGUAUUGGUGUCUAUUUAGAAUACCAUGUUCGCUGCUAACAACCACCUUCAGGGAUGUUGAACAAAUAAUAGGAGAAGAAGCGGGGAGCCCUGUUUCAAUCAAUGACAUUUGCUGAGGUUAAAGGUUAAAUUCAAUGCCGCAUUGCUUCAGUCACAGUCUAUCCAUGGCCUUUAUUGCCGCAACUAAUAAUAAUCAUCUCUGGCACUAUGGCACCUGUAUCAUACAUUCUACAUCCAUAACAUGUAUUUAAUUUUAGAGAUGUCUUAAGUACAGUAUUUGCUGCUGCAAUAGCACACAGAGUUUUGUAUGAAAGAAAAAUCUGCAAAUGUGCUUAAGGGUUUCCGAGCCUCUUGGAUGAACUGGAUGUGGUUUUGGUAUGUUUAUUAGCAGGAAUCUGUAUUUUUGUGAUUUUUUUUUUCUGUAUGAAUUUGAUGGAUUUGGACCUGCUGCUGUGAUGACAGUGAAGUGCUGUAAUGCCAGGUUAAAGCUUCUAGUGUAAUGGCUUUUGGAAUGGGCUAAAUAAUUAGCUGUUGGAUAAUGUUUAUUUGUCAAAUCAAAGUCUGUGCUUGGAAUAAAAUAUUUCGUGUAUGGAAA